UGGUUCGAACCUUUUUAUGCCGACUGCUGUGGACGUUUAGUGUGUGAAGACCCGGGGACCGACAACAGAAAGUACAUUUUCCACAUAAAGCUUAGGAUGACAGACAGGAGACCGUGUAGAGUGUGUAAUUUCACACGACAGAAAUCAUACGGGUUGGUCGUUCCCUCCCUGGAUGAUCUGAAGAUAAAAGGGUCUGAGUUCCUUGGGUUCAGCCCCAGAGAACAAGUCACAGUCGUGCUCGAGAAUGAUGGGACAAUAGUAGAGGAUCAGGCCUAUUUCUUGUGUUUACCCCUGAACACAAAGUUCAUGCUCCUGCAUGAUAAAGACUUGUGGUCUCCACUUCGCAGGAUGGAUGGUGGCACGGCCUGGAUGGCCAGAGAGUCUGUGAUACUGGAAAGUGAUACCGUUGAUGCCAACAUUGAUGUCCCACCCUGGUGCGACUUGGCUCAUCAGCUGAAGCAGGACCUGGCCAGCAUCAUCCUAAUGUCUGAAGCAGACUUACAGACCUUGGUAGAUGCCCCAUGCCCUGAGCUGGCCUCUGCUUUGCGCUUCCAAGAAAAGACGACCGAGAGCCUUCAGGAGUCACUGCAGAGGUUUUUGGACCGAAAAGAGGAAGCGCGGCAGUCCAAAGAGUUGCUCCAGCUCUACCUCAAAGCUGUGGAGAAAGAGGACAUGCAGCAGGAAGAGCAGAGGAAGCCCAGUCUAGGAGGGGCUGAAGAUGUUGAUAUGCCAGAUGGACUGGAAGUGGACUCUGCAUCCGGAUUCAUGUCCAGGACCUUGAUGGUGCUGAAAGGCAAAACAAGCCCAGAGACCCGCCUCUCCACUGAAGAUCUUCAGAUGGUAGUGACCAAAGGGAUUGACACUAUGGAGCAGGUGCUGGGCUGGAACAGGACAAGGACGUCUGAGCUGCUCGAGGCCUGUGAAGCUGAGCUGACCAAACGUCUGCAGCAGGUUCAGGCCAUACAGUCCGUCAGGAGCAGCGCGCAAGAGUCCGGUGAGACGUGCGCUGAGGAGAGCGAAGCAACUCGAGACAACAACUAAGCUGAGGUUUCACCUGAGCACAGACUGAUAAGAAUGAACACUACCUGCCUCAGGGUCAGUGGAAUGGGUUUCACCCUGUGUUACUGAUAAUAUCCAUACUACUGGAAUCCAUGAAUGCUAAUGAUGUUGAUGUUUAUAUCAUUUCGCAAAAAAAAACAUGCCACUCCAACGCUUUUGCCAGGAAGCAGAGUCAUUCGUACAAGUCUCCGUUAUCAAAGUUAUUGAAAGACUUAUUUGCAUUAACCACUGGCAUCAACUCUAUAUUGGCUCCUAAUCUUCUGCCAGACUUUGAAAAUAAACGUAGAUGUAAACAUGAUCAUGUGAAAGCAUGAAGCAAGUUAGAUAUACAGUAGAGUAUAUUUAUUUCUUUGCUUUUAGUAGGAUGUCAUCACUCGAAUGUCUGACAGUGUCGGGCAGAGUGAACCUGGAAAAUGGCUCCACAUCUCUUUUGUUUAACCUGAGUGCUAUUAGUCUUCCUAAAACGUGGGCACUAUUGGUUCAUGCUUUUUUAAUUCCACAUAUAAUAUUGUGGAGGAUAAAUAAUAAUAAUAAUGAUAAUAAUAUUGUUUACAUUCUGCUGCUCAUCUUUCAGAACCUUCGGUUGAAAGUAACUAAUGGAAAGCUAGUUUCAGAAACCCUGUCAAUCUCCAGCAUAUAGCGAGAAACAAGACAAAUUAUUUUGUAAGUGUUUCUUUUUGGAUGUUUAGAGAAUCUGGGAACCAGACUGAUCCUUUUGCUUUGUAGCUUGCACUAGAUUGUUCUCCUAAAUUCUGUAGUCCCACAUUUGAUUCCAAUCAGGUUUAAAGCCAAAUAGUCAACUCUCAGUGUCAAGCAAUGUUUAAGGUGAGUAGAGGAACACUAAAAUGUAUUUCAACUUGCCUAAUGUGGCAUUUUUGUUUUUUAUCGUUUACCACAGUCUUCAGCCUACAUGCUACUUGUGUUGAAAUGUCACUGAAUGUAACUGAUCCGUGACUGUUUUCUAUACUUGGGGAUGAAGAAAGAGUAAAACUAACAUAAUACGAUGAGUACAUGAACCAAAGUGAAGUUGCAUAGCCCUGUGUUAAAACCAAAAAAAACGUCCAAGAACACGCUGAGAGUAACUAUUUUUAUGCGAUAUAUUUAAAUUCUAAUUAUACUGAAUUGGUAUUAUUAUUAUUUUCAUAAUCAUUUAAUCUGCCGAUUUAUUUUCUAAAACCAAAAUGAUUCAGUUUGAAUGAUUUCUUUGUUAAACAAUAGCUAAGAAUGACGAAGCUUCUUUGAAUUACAUAGAAUCAGUAUUUCUGGACGUGCAAUCUUUAGACUAUCAAUUUUAUUCUAUUGUGCAAGUUUUGUGUCGAUCUAGUGGCUGUGUGUGUGCACGUGCAGGUCCAUGUGACUCAUAGGUCACAUAGGCCCUUUUUUAAUGCUCGGCAUCUCAUCAUCUGCCUGCUGAACAAUGAACACAAAUAAUGGAGUAUUUAAAUUUGUGAAAGGAUCGUCUUUUUGUGUUGUGGUGAGAUUGAGAUGUCAGUGCCAGCUUGUACUUUCAGAACUGCAUACGGAGAAUAGUGGAGGGUUAAUAAAGGGAUAAAUAAAUCCCUGAUACACUAAAGUAAACUGUCAUUUAAAGCUGAUAAGAACUGUUCUGUGUGAGCUCUUCAACAUAUUCUUUUUUUUCUUUUUUAAAAAUGAAAAUUGUAUGACAGUUAUUCCAACAGGAAGCUGUGUAUGACCAUACUGCAAAAGGUACCUUUUAUUCACAUGUUGAAUGGUAGGAGGAAUUUUCAUAUAAAAAAACCCCUCAAAAUUC
Solea solea (common sole) is the source of this 2830-nucleotide messenger RNA. RefSeq names its product DNA fragmentation factor, alpha polypeptide (gene dffa). The coding region runs from base 97 to 1041 and encodes 314 amino acids. Lineage: Eukaryota; Metazoa; Chordata; Actinopteri; Pleuronectiformes; Soleidae. Gene Ontology annotation, biological process: regulation of apoptotic process; apoptotic process. The transcript has 6 exons. The record is from RefSeq and is a predicted model, not a curated record.